Messenger RNA from Eublepharis macularius, 2161 nucleotides. RefSeq names its product pantetheinase-like. The transcript has 8 exons. The record is from RefSeq and is a predicted model, not a curated record. Lineage: Eukaryota; Metazoa; Chordata; Lepidosauria; Squamata; Eublepharidae. Bases 94 to 1665 code for a protein of 523 amino acids. Gene Ontology annotation, molecular function: hydrolase activity, acting on carbon-nitrogen (but not peptide) bonds, in linear amides.
GCUCUGUAUUGUUUUGCAGGCAGCUGAGACUUACUGGCAGCUUCUACGCCGUUCUCUGCCGGGACACACACACACACAAGUGGAGUUCCAGCCAUGAUCUCUGAACCUUCAUCACUACUUUCAUCUGUUUUUGUUCUCUUGAUGAUACUAAAGACCUCUGCUUUAGACAAAUACAUUGCAGCAGUGUAUGAGCAUUCAGUCAUACUGUCAGAGGCUACCCAAAAACCUGUUUCUUCAGAAGAGGCCUUAAAAUUGAUGAACAAAAACAUGGAUAUUUUGGAAGAAGCCAUCCAAACAGCAGCCACUCAGGGGGCACACAUCAUUGUGACUCCUGAAGAUGGCAUCUAUGGCUUUAAUUUUACCCGAGAAACUCUUUACCCCUACCUUGAAGAUAUUCCAGAUCCACAAGCCAAUUGGAUUCCAUGUGAUGACUCACAAAGAUUUGGACCUGCCCCAGUGCAAGAAAGACUCAGCUGUCUGGCAAGGGACAAUUCCAUCUACGUGGUUGCUAAUAUUGGAGACAAGAAGCAAUGUGAUUACAUGGAUCCCAAAUGUCCCAGUGAUGGUCACUAUCAGUAUAACACAAAUGUUGUAUUUGAUUCAGAUGGGAAACUGGUGGCACGUUACCAUAAGUACAAUCUCUUUAAGACUGAAGUCCAGUUUGAUUUUCCUAAAAAGCCUGAGCUUGUGACCUUCAACACUUCCUUUGGGAAAUUUGGUAUUUUCACAUGCUUUGACAUACUGUUUCAUGACCCUGCUGUGACCCUGGUGAGCAAACUCAAGGUGGACACCAUCCUCUUCCCUACUGCUUGGAUGAAUGUUCUUCCACAUUUAACUGCUGUUGAAUUCCAUUCAGCAUGGGCUGUGGGCAUGCAGGUCAAUUUGCUGUCAGCCAAUACUCAUAAAACUGGAAUGAACAUGACGGGAAGUGGUAUCUAUGCCCCAGAUGGAUCCCAUGCAUAUCAUUAUGAUGUGGAAUCUGAGAAUGGCACACUUCUGAUCUCAGAACUCAAUUCCCGCCCUUCUGUUUCUCCUACUUACCUUCCUAUGGUUAACUGGAGCUUGUAUGCCUCAAAUAUAAAACCUUUCCCUGAGGACCGUAAUUUCAGAGGACUCAUUUUCUUUGAUGAAUUCACUUUCUCUAAGCUCAAGAGCCAAGCAGGCAACCUUACAGUGUGCCAGAAAGAUCUCUGCUGCCAUUUGAGCUACAGGAUGAUUGAGCAGCGAGAAGAUGAAGUUUAUGUGCUGGGUGCAUUUGAUGGCCUUCAUGUGGUCGAAGGAGAAUAUUACUUACAGAUAUGUACAUUGCUGAAGUGUAAAAAUACUGACUUGCAAACAUGUGGAGAGUCAGUGACUACUGCUCACACCCAUUUUGGAUCUUUUUCUCUCAGUGGCACAUUUAGCACUAACUAUGUCUUCCCAGAAGUUCUUCUAAGUGGAGUUCAGCUGGCACCUCGAGGGAUUCAGGUUUUGAAUGAUGGGCAGCUGAUUAGUCAGAAUGGUACAUCAAAGCCAAUAUUAACAGUGACACUGUUUGGGAGGUGGUACGAGAAAGAUCCACCCCAUCCAGCACAGGUUCCUCUGAGAGGCUAUGGACAAAAUAUGUCAGCAUUGUCAUUACAAUAUUUUCUUGUUUUCCUGUUAUUCAUUCAUACUGUACUUUAAUUCAUGAAUUUUGUAUUAUCUUGAAACAUUACUCCUUUUUCUAAUUGUGGCAUAGUUAAGAUUGCUCUAUCCGACUGUAAUGAUCCUAUUCGCACCAUAGUUCUCUGUCAAGUCCAAAAGAACAUGCCCUAGAAGCUCAUUCUCAUUAAAAAAAGAGAUCAAUUCAGUUGCCCUGUAUUCAAAGCAGUUCAGUUCUUUUCAUUUUCUCGUUCUUAACAUGUUUCUUCUACAUUCAGUUUUGUCACAGGGCAAGGCUACCUUAUUGUAUAUCAUGCACAAGCCUUUAUCAAAGAAGGAUGAGUAAGAAUCAUCUUCAGGUGAUACAGAAUUUGAAUGUGAAAUUGUGUUGUAUGCAUGCACUCCACAGGAUCCAGGCCAUUGUGAUUUUAGUAUUCAAAACUGUCAUUUGAAAGGCUAUCGGUGCAACAUUGAUAACACAUAGCUGUUUAUUGGUAAUGUACAGGGCUUUUUUUCUGGGAAAAGAGGUGGUGGAACU